UUAUAAUUUGAUUUCAGAAAUGUUUAUCUCUUAUUUAUGUGGUGAAGAACGCAUGCAAUGGAAAAACAUGCGAGAAUGGCCAUGGAGAGCUGGGUCUGUGGAAAAUAAUCAAACACGGUAGGAGAUAGAGCCAUAGAGGUAACUGGAUUCCACCCAUCACAACAACUUUGGCUGAAUGGGCUAUUUGGCUUUGAUGCACUGUGUGGGUGUAACAUCAUGCCCCGGGCAACUGAAACUUGUGAGGGUCAGAAUCCAAUGCUCCACCACCAACGUUGGUGUCAGUAGGCGACAAUUGCUGGAGAAACUGGACAAGGAGUUACUUAAAGGGGAUGAUAGAGCUGCUCUAGCACUUGUCAAGGAUUUGCAGGGUAAGCCUGAUGGCCUUCGGUGUUUCGGUGCAGCCAGGCAGGUGCCUCAAAGGCUUUACACCUUGGAUGAAUUGAAGCUUAAUGGAAUAGAAGCUGAGUCUCUUCUAUCACCGGUGGAUUCAACUCUUGGUUCAAUAGAGAGAACACUGCAGAUUGCUGCUAUUGCAGGAGGGCUUACUGCAUGGAAUGCCUUUGGAAUUUCCCCACAGCAACUCUUCUAUAUAUCACUGGGUUUGCUGUUUCUCUGGACUCUGGACACGGUCUCUUAUGGUGGAGGUCUUGGUAACUUGGUUGUUGAUACAAUUGGUCAUAGCUUCAGUAAAAAAUACCACAAUAGGGUUAUUCAGCAUGAAGCUGGCCAUUUUUUAAUUGCUUAUCUAGUAGGAAUACUUCCUAAAGGAUAUACUCUUUCCAGUUUGGAUGCCCUAAAGAAGGAUGGUUCUCUCAAUGUUCAAGCAGGCUCAGCCUUCGUGGAUUUUGAGUUCCUCGAAGAAGUUAAUGCGGGGAAAGUAUCAGCUAAAACAUUGAACAAAUUUUCAUGUAUAGCCUUGGCUGGUGUGUGCACUGAGUAUCUUAUAUAUGGAUUUUCUGAAGGAGGCCUGGAUGACAUAAGAAAGUUGGAUUCAUUGCUCAGCGGCCUGGGAUUCACACAAAAGAAGGUAGACUCUCAAGUUAGAUGGUCCGUGCUAAACACGGUCUUGCUCUUGCGUCGACAUGAAGCAGCUCGAGCAAAGCUUGCAGAUGCCAUGUCCAUGGGAAACUCAGUGGGAUCCUGCAUCGACAUUAUAGAAAAUUCUAUUGAUGUUUCAGAUCUGUUAGCUGAAACUGGAUCCCCUUGAUGAUUCUCUUCACCGGUUCAUUUCCUCUAAAUUAUGCUCCUGGCUAAAUUGGUUCAGAUUUCCAAAAUCUUUCAUUUGGGGUUACCAUGCUCAACUCUUCUGGGAGCAAAUGUGAAUAUCUUUUAAUACAGUGGAAAGCAGUGAGUCAGUAUUUUCUUGGUUCUACUGGUUGGCACUUUCAGAGGCUUCAUGUGUGAAAGAUCAUUUAUGGAGAGAAUAUCAUAUAACCCACCCUGCUAAAUAGGUUUAUUUUACAUGGAUGUUCUUGUAAGUAAUUAAUUGUAUACUUUUGAACUAUGCUUAAAUAACUCAUCCAUGUAUGGGCAUGCAUUAGCAAGAACUGUUGUUAUCUAUUCCUUGCCUUGGGAAAACAAAA
Lotus japonicus is the source of this 1583-nucleotide messenger RNA. RefSeq lists its product as uncharacterized. Gene Ontology annotation, biological process: proteolysis. The record is from RefSeq and is a predicted model, not a curated record. Bases 176 to 1207 code for a protein of 343 amino acids. Gene Ontology annotation, molecular function: ATP binding; metalloendopeptidase activity; ATP-dependent peptidase activity. The transcript is spliced from 7 exons. NCBI's taxonomy places the organism in Eukaryota, Viridiplantae, Streptophyta, Magnoliopsida, Fabales, Fabaceae.